GCUCUGAGAUGGCAGAGGGCUUUCUGUGGUAUGCAGGCAUUCCUUUCCCUACCAAGUUUUGCAAAACUGAAGACAUCAAAGCAGCCUAUGAACAGUUUGUGGUGAAGGACAAGGACAUCAUCACAGUGACCUACCCCAGAUCAGGAACCAACUGGAUGAUUGAGAUUCUGUGUCUCAUUCUCAGCAAGGGGGAUCCAGAGUGGAUUCACUCUGUGCCCAUCUGGGAAAGAUCCCUGUCGAUUGAGUCUGAACUAGGAUCCAAAAUCAUAAGAGACAUGAAGGAGGGCCCCCGCCUGCUCACCUCCCACCUUCCCUUCCAACUCUUCCCCAAGUCUUUCCUCACUUCCAAGGCUAAGGUGAUCUAUGUCCUCAGGAAUCCAAAGGAUGUCCUUGUGUCCAGAUAUUAUUUCAUUUGCCAAUCAAAGUUCAUGAAGAAUCCAGAGUCACUGCAGCAGUAUUAUGAAUGGUUCAUCCAAGGCAAUGUGGCAUAUGGAUCUUGGUUUGCACACGUCCUGGGCUGGAUGUCUAUGCGAGAGAGCAAGAGCGUGCUGGUGCUCAGUUACGAGGCCCUCAAGAAGGACACGAGGAGCACUGUGGAGAAGAUCUGUCAGUUCCUGGGGAAGAAGCUGGAGCCUGAAGAGCUGGACUUGGUGGUGGAGAACAGCUCCUUCCAGGCCAUGAAGGAAAACAAGAUGUCCAAUUAUAGCUCAAUGGAUAGGAAUUACAUUUCUGCCGGUGUUGAAAUGAUAAGGAAAGGAAUGGUGGGGGACUGGAAGAACCACCUCACUGUAGCCCAGGCUGAAGCCUUCGACAAAAUAUUUCAGGAGAAGAUGGCAGGAUUUCCUCCGGAGCUGCUUCCAUGUGACUAAGGUACAGACUUACCUCUAUGUCUGUGGGGACAAAGGCUGGUGCCCCCUGAGGUCAGGGCAUAUCUGUCACUUGAUUCUGAUGGUUAGAAUGUUCAUGGGGUACAUUUGA
Messenger RNA from Perognathus longimembris pacificus (Pacific pocket mouse), 978 nucleotides. RefSeq names its product sulfotransferase 2A1-like. NCBI's taxonomy places the organism in Eukaryota, Metazoa, Chordata, Mammalia, Rodentia, Heteromyidae. Bases 9 to 869 code for a protein of 286 amino acids. The transcript has 6 exons. The record is from RefSeq and is a predicted model, not a curated record. Gene Ontology annotation, biological process: sulfation. Gene Ontology annotation, molecular function: sulfotransferase activity. Gene Ontology annotation, cellular component: cytoplasm.